Messenger RNA from Solanum tuberosum (potato), 737 nucleotides. RefSeq names its product ethylene-responsive transcription factor ERF098-like. Gene Ontology annotation, biological process: ethylene-activated signaling pathway; regulation of DNA-templated transcription. The coding region runs from base 49 to 522 and encodes 157 amino acids. NCBI's taxonomy places the organism in Eukaryota, Viridiplantae, Streptophyta, Magnoliopsida, Solanales, Solanaceae. The transcript has a single exon. Gene Ontology annotation, molecular function: DNA-binding transcription factor activity; DNA binding. The record is from RefSeq and is a predicted model, not a curated record.
AUUAUAUCCCCUAGAUAUUAACAAAAACAUAGAAGGGUGACCAAGGUGAUGGAGAAUGAAGAUCAAAGAGGAAGAAGAGAGAACAAAUAUCGAGGCAUUCGACGAAGACCAUGGGGAAAAUAUGCAGCGGAGAUACGUGAUCCUAAUAGGAAUGGUGCACGUCUAUGGUUAGGUACGUUUGAAACAGCUGAAGAAGCGGCUAGAGCUUAUGAUAGAGCUGCCUUUUCUUUAAGGGGCCAUCAAGCCAUUCUCAACUUCCCUAAUGAUGGACAUUAUCAUAUCAAUAAUAAUACUAAUGUACCUCUAGGUCCUGGACCAAACUAUAACGUGCCAUCUACAAUGGUGAACAAUAUGAACAUGUCCUCUUCUUCUGCUUCUGCUUCGGCUUCGGCUUCGGCUUCUUCUGAUCAUCGACAUGAUCAUGGAGAGAAGGUUGAAUUUGAGUAUUUGGAUAACAAUCUUCUAGACGAGCUUCUUGCUUCACAAGUUCAUCGCCAUGAUAAUAAACGUCCUAAGUUUUAGAUUGCUUCCAAAUGCUUGAAAUGUUCUUAUUUACUAUUUUAUUGUCUUGCUAUUUCCAAUUUAUUUAAUUUUUUCCACUAAAGUUUAUGUCCAACUUGCUUUAGUUUGCUAGUAUAUCUCAUGUUAUUAUUUUCGUCAUCAUCAUUUCUUUAAUUUGUUUUUAUGUAAUCACAAGUUAAGAGGAUAACCCCUAACUAAUAAUUCCUCUUUUUAUU